Capronia coronata CBS 617.96 is the source of this 714-nucleotide messenger RNA. RefSeq lists its product as uncharacterized. The transcript is spliced from 3 exons. NCBI's taxonomy places the organism in Eukaryota, Fungi, Ascomycota, Eurotiomycetes, Chaetothyriales, Herpotrichiellaceae. The record is from RefSeq and is a predicted model, not a curated record. Gene Ontology annotation, molecular function: acetyltransferase activity. The coding region runs from base 1 to 714 and encodes 237 amino acids.
AUGGCAGCCCCUCCACUAUCCGAGAACAAGCAGAAGAUGGCCCGCGGCGAGCUCUACUACGCCUUCACGCCCGAGCUCCUCGCCGAGCGCGCGCGAUGCAAGGCAGCUCUGCGCACAUACAACACCGACGCAGGCACGGUGUCGCGGCGAGAGACCGUCCGUCUGUGGAGAGACGUAGUAGGCGACAGCACACCUCUACCGCCGGAGCCAUCUGACGCGACUGCCGAUGAGGCCCAAUUCGACGACGACCCGCUCGUCGAGGCGCCCGUGUACAUGGACUACGGCACGCAGGUCAAGCUGGGCAAGGGCGUCUACGUGAACGCGUACUCGACCUGGAUCGACACAUGUACCAUCACCGUUGGGGCGCGCACGCUGUUCGGCCCGCAUGUUUCGCUGUUCAGCGGCACGCACCCGCUAGACCCGAAGAUCCGCAACGGCACCAACGGCCCAGAGUGUGGAGGCGAGAUCCAUAUCGGCGAGGACUGCUGGAUCGGGGGAAAAGCUACGAUCCUGCCGGGCGUCACGGUCGGUAGGGGUGCGACUGUGGGUGCGGGAAGUGUGGUUACUAAGAAUGUGCCGCCUUUUCAUGUGGUCGCGGGUAAUCCGGCGCGCGUUAUACGCAAGAUCAAGACGAAUAUGGAUCCGGAGCAGAGCGUGCAGGAGAAAGACAUGGAUGCGCAGGGGGCGGAGAAGCCUAUGGCGGCCAUGUCGUAG